GUGAUGCGCGCUUCCGCCCCCUCUUCGUUUUUUACUGCUUUCCUUUCUUUCUUUGAAGCCACACAAACAAAACAGCUUCGCCUGCACUUUCAAUUAAACGAGGAGACAAUAAAGACAGACAACAGGGUCGCUCUCUAAACACCGCGGAUUAUUUCCCAUCGCCAUUUUUCAGCCGCCAGACACUCGGGAUCAUGGACACCGACUACUCCGGCUUGGAAAACCCUCUGUACAGCGAGCUGAAAUAUUUUUGUAGGAAGAUACAGGAGGCCUAUAACGAGCUGAAAGAGGACCUGACACCUUACCGAGAUGAUCGCUUUUACAGACUGGCCCCCAUGCGGCUUUACACACUCUCCAAGAGACACUUUGUCCUGGUCUUCGUGGUGUUCCUGAUCUGCUUUGGCCUCACAGUCUUCAUUGGCAUUGCAGGUCCUAGGAUUAUUGCUGAGCAAGAACACAGUGGUGACCAGUUACUUGUGAAAAACCAUUCAGUUAAGACGGGGCCCUUCAAUCUAGUUUCUCCUCCGCUGACCACGUACAACCAGCAACUAUGGCUCACCUGUGUGAUGCAGGUUGAACACAGCAACGUGGUCGAUUUCCAGCAGAAUUUUGAGAUCAACGUCGAGCUGAAGGGAGUGAUGCAGGACGCCAGUGUUAUGCACAUCAACAACAACGUGCACCAGAAGUCACGGACACUACACUGCGGGGCUAAAUGUGAUGAGAUCAUCGUGCUCCAUCUGGGCUACCUGAACUACACCCAGUACCAGAUCAUAGUCAGCUUCAAAGGCCUUGAAAACAUCACGUAUGACAUCAAGGUCAACUUUGUGUGGAAAACAUACAAUCCCACCUUCUCUCAAGUGGAAAUCUGGUUCCGGUUUGUCUUCGUGGUUUUGACCUUUAUGGUGACGUGUAUGUUUGCUCACUCGUUGAGGAAGUUUUCCAUGAGGGACUGGGGGAUAGAACAGAAGUGGAUGUCCAUCCUGCUGCCUCUGCUCCUGCUCUACAACGAUCCGUUCUUCCCGCUGUCCUUCCUGGUGAACAGCUGGUUCCCAGGAACGUUGGACGCAUUCUUCCAGGCUCUGUUCCUGUGCGCCCUGCUGCUCUUCUGGCUCUGUGUCUACCAUGGCAUCAGGGUUCAGGGUGAGAGAAAAUGCCUGACCUUCUACCUGCCUAAGCUGGUCAUUGUUGGUCUCCUUUGGCUUUCAGCUGUUACACUGGGGAUCUGGCAAACGGUGAAUGAGCUCCAGGAUCCUACCUACCUAUACAAAGUGGAUAUAGCAAACUUUCAGGGCAUGAAGAUCUUCUUUCUGAUUGUCGUGGUUCUCUACAUCCUCUACCUGAUCUUCCUGAUUGUCAGAGCUUGUUCUGAACUCAAGAACAUGCCCUACUCAGAUCUGCGUCUGAAGUUUCUGACAGCGCUGACAUUUGUGGUCCUCAUAAUAAGCAUGGUCAUUCUCUAUCUGCGUUUUGGUGCCAAGGCUCUUCAGGACAACUUUGUGGCCGAGCUGACCACUCAUUACCAAAACUCAGCUGAAUUUUUAUCCUUCUAUGGUCUGCUCAACUUCUACUUAUAUACAUUAGCAUUUGUGUAUUCGCCUUCUAAAAAUGCCCUUUAUGACUCACAGCUGAAGGAUAAUCCUGCCUUCUCCAUGCUAAAUGACUCAGAUGACGAAGUAAUAUAUGGGAGCGAUUAUGAAGAAAUGCCUUUACAAAACGGCCGUGCCAUCAAAGCAACCGCCAAGUACCAGGAUGAGAGUGACAGCGACUGAGGGGACUUCCAACUGUCUCACCUGUCCUCAUCUCCUGUGUCCCUGUUGGAAACUGUGGGGUUGGAACUACCGUGUGUAUGUGUAAAUAAGGAGUAAUGGCAUUCACAAUGCAAAGUGAUAUACUGUAACUGUACAUAACUAUAUUUUUAAAGGAAUUUCAUGUCUACUGAAUGUAAACUGAGUUAAUGUCGGUAGCCAGUCAACCUUUUUUUUUUUUUUUUUUUUUUUUUUUUGGCCUUGUCUGUUUUCAGACUCCUUGAGAAUAAUAGAAACAGAUGUUGGUACCAUCACUGUAAUCUGCAACACUAUUUUUGCUAAUUUUUUUUUUUUUUAUUUCCUUACAACUUCUUAGGUAUAGAUGAACGGGAAAAGUGUCAAUAUUGAUUGUGGGAGCUUUUUUUUUUUUUAUUUAUAAAGAAAAUCAAGGUUAUUUUGAAUGUUUUGUUUUGUGUUGAACCACUGUUGUCUUUCUGUGCUCGUACUGUUAUUGUUUUUGCCAUUCCCGUAUGCUCUCUGACAUUCUGAUGAUACUGAAGAGUUUUUUUAAAAAGAUGGCCAAAGCUGAAUACCUAGGAAUCAUUUCAGAUUUUUAGUAGAAAAUGAAAAACAGCAAGCGUGCAGCAACUAUUAAUAUAUUUGUUGUUUUUUAAGCACUAUUAUUGAUAAAUGGAAAUUGAAGUGCCAUAGAGGUGAUGGUUAAUGACGAAUCCUCAGUUUCUACCGAUGUGUUAAAACCAGGGAGAGCCUUAAUCGCAGUAGGUACUACUGACUCCUUACCACUACUUUACCCAUUCAUUCCUUGUGAAGUAGCUUUACUUUUGCACUGUCACAAUGUUUAUUUAUUUUAUUAGUUUGUUGAAGCAUGAUGGCACUUCAGUCUUUAGUGACCUGGAUGGAUGGAUUUUGUGGAACUGAAUGGAUUUUAUACAACUUUUUGUUAUGACUGUAAAAAAAAACAACCUUAAAGGACCACCUAUCUAUCAAUUUCAUAACCAGCCACAUUUAGUUGCAUCAUUGGAAGGUCGGUUACAGUCUUUCUGCAUUAUCAAACAUGAUUUUAAGUAAUCUUUUCCUCCCUGCUAUGACUUUAUAUUUGGAUACUGUUUUAAAACAUUUAUUGCUUAAAAGUGUUUCAUUGCUCUAACCUUUGUUUUGUGAAACUGGAACUUCCGGAUGCGUUAGAACUUUCCACAAAAUCAAAUGUGUUUUUUCACUAUGUAAUAUCUAAACAUGUAUUCUAUUCAAGAUGGUGCCUUGUCUUCACUUCAGAUUAAGUUUUCUUCUGAACAGGCUGCAGUCUUAAAUGUGUAAAGGCUUUGACAUAAAUCUAUGUGACUGAAUCCUUGAGUAUGAAUGUAGCUUACGUUGAUUUUAGCUAUUUUAAAGUUCUUGGAGGUAGACAUGGGGCUUUGUAUGUUGGAGGUACUUGUAAUAUUUGUUGCUUUAUGACA
This is a messenger RNA of Myripristis murdjan (pinecone soldierfish), 3217 nucleotides long. It is a transcript of the gene tmem181, whose product is annotated as transmembrane protein 181. Lineage: Eukaryota; Metazoa; Chordata; Actinopteri; Holocentriformes; Holocentridae. The coding region runs from base 192 to 1766 and encodes 524 amino acids. The record is from RefSeq and is a predicted model, not a curated record. The transcript is spliced from 17 exons. Gene Ontology annotation, molecular function: toxic substance binding.